Molecule: messenger RNA, 1426 nt
Organism: Nicotiana attenuata
Lineage: Eukaryota; Viridiplantae; Streptophyta; Magnoliopsida; Solanales; Solanaceae
Product: protein FLX-like 1
Exons: 4
Coding region: 37-963 (308 amino acids)
Source: RefSeq, a predicted model, not a curated record
GUGUGAAAUCAGAGGAUUCCAUCUGUGCCUUUGAACAUGACAAAAAACAAACGCCGCCACGCCCCUUAUCCAGCACAACUGCCGGACGAUUCUCGCCGCCGUUUUCCACAACCCGAAACCCAAACCCACGGUCAAGCCCGUAUUCACCCGCCAGUCUUAAUUGAUGACCGGGAAGCGGCUCAGGAACGCGAGAUCGAAACCCUGCUCCUCGACAACCACCGUCUCGCCUCCGCGCACGUCGCUCUUAAACAGGACCUCGACGCCGUCCAGCAGGAGCUCCGGCAUCUCUCUUCCACCGCUGCAACGGUCAAAGCGGAAAGGGAUGCUGAAGUGCGUGAGAUUUACGAGAAGGCACGGAGAAUGGAGGGCGAAGUCCAUACAGUCGAUGAGCUUAGCGUAGAGAUGGCUAGGGUUAGGACCGAUAUUCAGAACCUAAAUGCUGACCGCAAAGAGCUGACAGCCAAAUUGCAGGAGAUGGAGGAUGAUCUCGUCAAGGUUCGUUCGGAGUUGCAGCAGUUUCCUGUAAUCAAAGCGGAAAUUGAGAGCAUGCGCAAGGAAGUUCAACGAGGAAGAGCUGCUAUUGACUAUGAAAAAAAGAUGCAUGCCAGUAACCUUGAAUAUAAUCAAGCUAUGGAGAAGCAUAAGAUUACUAUGACUGCUGAAAUUGAAAGCCUACAUGCUGAGCUUGCAAAUGCAGAGAAGAGGGCAAGAGCAGCAGCCGCAGCUGCUGCAGCAGCGGCUCCAAGUAAUUCAAACCACCAGUUUGCUGCAGCGAAUCCAAGUUUUACGUAUUCUGCCAAUUAUGGAAAUCCUGAAACAGGUUAUGGAGGGACUUUGUACCCUGCUCCUUAUGCUGUACAUCAGGUUCAAGUCAGUGCUGAUGCAACCCAAUAUGGUCAAGGAGCUAUGUCUUAUGGUUCACACGGUCCUUAUGACAUGACGCAACCCUAUUUACAUCAGUAGUUUGUGAUUGGAAACUGAAAAGCAUCUGCUCGAUCACAAGCAAAGGUAAAUGUGUCAAUUUUGUUGGAUUUCACGACCAUCAAUGGUGAAAGCCUCAAGAGUGGAUUUGGCGAAGCACAGGUCAAAUGACUCUAGGUGGGUGAAUGCUAAACAGGUUGAAAAGUUAAUUUUGUGUCGAUGAAAAAGCAGUAUUCCUUGAUUGCAGGCACAGAAUUCAGACGAUUAGAGUUGUGAUUCAUACUGCAAAUCAGUUCACCCUAUUCUAGCUUUGUGAAUUAGCCAACUCUGGGUUCUAAACCUACUUAGUCCUCCAAGAUAAUUUCAUUAUUAUGAUCUCUGGGGAGACUUGGAUAGCAAAUUUAGAAUUAACUAACACCUGUAAAGCAUGUUCAUCAAAUUUUCCUUUUGCAAGAUUCAGUUUUAGCUAUGAAUGCCACUGUGUCAUCGCUGAUGGCUUCGCUGA